AUGGCUCACUCCAACAUUUCAUUCAUUCGUUUCUUUGCCCUUCUUCUCGGACUUCCAGCAUGCUCAGCGGCUGUGGCGCCAACCGGGUGCUCCAAGCUCCAUGCCGACGAUGACUGGCCUGCGGUUGAAGAGUGGCAAGCAAAGCUGCCUGGCAUCAUCAAGCAGAACCUCAGCGACGCCAAUGGACUGCUUCCCGACUACCGCAUCCGCGCUAAGAGCUACUCUGAGGUUCAAGACGCCAUCAGGUUCGCUGCCUCGAACAACAUUCGCCUUACUGUCAUUACGACCGAACACGACGAACUCGGCCGCAGUGACGCCGGUUCCGGGCUCAUCAUCGAUCUGUCACUUCUUCGAGGCGCCAGAGUGUCGAAUUCGUUCACUGCUACCAAGGAAGGCGUUGCCAGUAUUGCUUCCGAUGAGGAAUUGAAGACGAUCCAACCCGAGAGCGGUUCUCAGGCGGCGGUCACGUUUAAUCCGGCUGUAGGAAGCCUGGCCAUGAACUACGGUCUUGACGCAUCUGGCUUGUUCAUUGUUGGCGGCACCGCUCAAGGAGUAGCUAUCGGAGGUGGCUGGGGCCAAAAUGGAGGAUACGGCCCGCUCACUGCACAGUACGGUAUCGGUGUAGACCAGUGGCUCGAAGCUAAGGUAGUCACACCGGACGGCGAACUUCGAGUGGCUAAUGAGGUGUCCAACCCCGAUCUCUUCUGGGCCAUCAGAGACGGCGGGGGUGGCACGUUCGGUGUCGUCGUCGAAGCAACGUGGAAGGCGUAUCCCACUGUCCCCAUUCUCGGCUUUCAUUGGUACAUCAACUCCACCCUCGUGGUCAACGAAACCGACGCAGAGAACGGCAAGACUCCUACCAGCGAAGCUCUUGCAUACCUGUUCUCAGAGCUACCGGAACUCCAGAAGAAGGGUAUCUCUGCGUAUUUCUACGUUUUGAACGACAACAUCAGGUGCCACGCCAUCCAUCCGGGCUCAUUGGCAAACGCUGAGGCUGCGAACAAAAUCUGGGGCCCGAUCCUCGAGAAGAUACAAUCUUUCGAGGGGAUGACUCCUUUUCAGAGCAAGCAUUUCCAUUUCAACAGCUACAAGGAGUUCUUCCGGGAGACCUACGGGGAGCUUGAGGCUUUCAACUCUACCGACCCACCUCGCAACCAUGGCAUCGUCCCCUUCGACAGCCGUCUCUUGAGCGAGGAGCACCUUAAGAACCCCAAUCUUACCUACGCCCUCCGAAAGACUGGGGGAAACUUCGGCGUCCUGAUGACCACACCAGGCAUGGCCGUCGGUGACGGAUCAAAUACCGCCGUCAACCCCGGCUGGAGGAAUGCCACUGUCUUUCUGAACGGAUUCAAGUCCAAUACUACCAACGUCGAUGGACUCCGCGAUGCCGAUGAGCCCGACUGGUCGGCUUCCUUCUGGGGCUCAAACUACCCCCGCCUCUCUGCCCUGAAGUCCGAGCUGGACCCAAGCAUGGUCUUCUGGACGACCCCUGGCAUCAACGCUGACCAUGUCAAAGCCGUCGAUGGCCGAGCCUGCCUUGUCGACGCUAAGCCAGAGACGCCUUCGAAGUACCCGCCGCAGAAUGAGAGGCGUGUCGUCGCUGACAUCCAAAAUGACCGCGAAUUCCUGUUCAGCGUGCAGGAAAUCAACGGAAACCAAUUCCCAGCUCCUGGAACUUUUGUUGGCUUGCAACCCGCUUGA
This is a messenger RNA of Colletotrichum aenigma, 1701 nucleotides long. RefSeq names its product FAD-linked oxidoreductase ZEB1. Gene Ontology annotation, molecular function: FAD binding; oxidoreductase activity. The transcript has 3 exons. The record is from RefSeq and is a predicted model, not a curated record. NCBI's taxonomy places the organism in Eukaryota, Fungi, Ascomycota, Sordariomycetes, Glomerellales, Glomerellaceae. The coding region runs from base 1 to 1701 and encodes 566 amino acids.